GUGCGUGAUGCCCAAGGCCACCGACAAGACAUUCACGGAGAAGCUGCACGCCCUGUGGAGCGGCAAGUCGGACAAGUACGAAGUGCCUAGGUUCGCCAUGGGCUUCAGCAUCAAGCACUAUGCGUCGACCGUCGAGUACUCAACCGUGGGCUGGCUGGAGAAGAACAAGGAUCCGCUCAACGAGAACGUGACCAAGCUGUUGGCCAACUCGUCGGAGCCAUAUAUAGCGCAGCUGUACGCCGACUACGCAGACGGCGGCGCCGACAUGCAGCACGAAGUCAGGUCGCGCGUGGCCACCAGUCUGAAGCGCGGGGCGUUCCGGACCGUGGGCCAGCGGCACAAGGACCAGCUGAACUUGCUGAUGGCGCAGCUGCAGGCCACGCAGCCGCACUUUGUGCGCUGCAUUCUGCCCAACAGCGAGAAGAAGGCCGGCCUGGUGGACACGCCCUUGGUUCUGGACCAGCUGCGCUGCAACGGCGUCCUGGAGGGCAUUCGGAUUACCCGCCAGGGCUUCCCGAACCGCGUCGCCUUCCCAGAGUUCCGCCAGCGCUACGAGAUCCUGGCUCCCAACACCAUCCCCCGCCAGGUGUUCGUCGACAGCAAGCAGGCCGCCGGGCUCCUGCUUGGCGCGCUGAAAAUGGACCCGGCCAAGUACCGCCUGGGCCACACCAAGGUGUUCUUCCGCGCCGGCGUGCUUGCCGAGCUCGAGGAAGUCAGGGACCAGAAGCUGGCCAGCAUUCUGGCGCAGUUCCAGGCCUGCGCCCGCGGCGCCCUGGCCAGGCAGAGGUUCCGCAGGCGCAUCGAGCAGGCCAAGGCCAUUCGCGUGAUCCAGCGCAACGCGCGCGUCUACAACCAGCUGUGCGAGUGGCCGUGGUGGAAGCUCUACCGGACGGUCAAGCCGCUGCUGCACGUGACGCGCAUCGACGAGGAGCUGCGCAAAAAGGACGCCCGCAUCGCCGACCUGCAGCGCACCUGCUCCGAGGCCCAGUCAGAGCAGACGCGGCUCGUCCAGGAGCACGCGGAGCUCGAGCGCACCCACGCCGAGAUCGAGUCGCUGCUGGUGGCCGAGCGCAGCGCCGCCUUGGACCAGGAGGAGAUUCUGAAGCGCACGCAGGAGCGCGAGGUGGCGCUCGAGGACAGCCUCAGGGAGCACGCAGCCAGGCUCGAGGAGCUCGAGGAGCAGGCCGAGGAGCUGGCCCGCCAAAAGCUUGAGUUAGAGCACCAGUGCCAGCAGCUGGAGCAGGCCAGGUCGGAGCUCGACGACCGGCUCAGGACUGCCGAGCUGAAGAUGCAGGAGGAGGUCGGCACUGUGCGCGAUCUGAGCGCCCGCGCCCAGCUGCUUGACCAGGAGAGCAGCCAGGCGCAGCAGCGCAUCCAGCUGCUCGAAGAUGCGCUGGCCGAAGCCAAUGCCAAGCAGGAAGGCCAGGCUGCUGAGCUCGCCGAGUCCCUGCAGGCGCUGGCCGAGCGCGAUGCAGCCCUGGACGCCCAGGCGACGCGCGAGCUGGCGCUCAACAACGACUCGAUGCAAGCCCAGCAGUUGCUGGAGAAGACCACGGCGCUUCUGGACGACGCCCACAGGCAGCGCGACCAGUGCCAGCGCGAUCUCGAGCAGAGCCAGCAGCAGGUCAGCGAGCUGCGCGCGCAGAUUGCGCAGAUUGACCAGGAGCGCAGCAGCCUGGCCAUCAAAAUGCAGGCGUCGGAGCAGUCGCUGGCCAAUGUCUCCGCCGAUAAGCAGAAGCUGGCCGAGGCUAAUAAGCGCUUGAUGGCCGAGAUUGCCGAGCUGCGGCAGCUGAUUGACGAGAAGGCUGACCAGGGCACGCGCGAGAGCGAGCUGAGGCGGUUGCGCGAGGACGAGCUCACACAGCUACGCAGCGAGCUAGCCGAGGUAUCCGGCGAGCUGGAUGACUUCCGCAAGGCCCACAUUGAGGCCGAGGAGACCAUGCAGGGGGAGCUGGAAGUGGCCAGGCGCGAGCGCGACCAGGCCGUGCAGGAGCGCAAUGGGCUCGAGUUCAACGCCAAGGAGACCGAGCAGCAGCUGCACGAGCACGCAGCCAAGCUCGAGGAGCUCGAGUCCGCCAACAUGGCGCUCGAGGAGCAGCUAGCCGUGGCCACCGCCAAGCACCACGAGGCCGAGACCGCCUUUGCCAGCACCCGCCAGACCAAGGACGCCGCCGAAUCCCGCCUCGCCGACCUAACCACGCAGCUCAAGGCCGCCGAUGACGAGCGCGCUUUGCUGAAGACGCAAAUGGCCGAAUUGCAGACUAGCAGUGAGCAGCAGCACAAGCAAACCGCAGGCGAGCUGGCCAGCGCCCAGCAGACCAUCAAGGAGCUGCAGGCAAGGCUGGAGGAGGCCGCUCUGGUGCAGGACGAUUUCCAGCAGCGCAUCACCACGCAGUCGCAGGAGUACGCCGAGCUGAAGGAGCGGUUCCACCAGGAGGCCGACGUGCGGAACCGCCAGCUCACAGAGAAAUGCCAGCAGGCCGAAUCCGAACUGGGCGACCUGCGUAGCGGCUACGCUGAGCUCGAGGAGCGCGCCAAUGAGCUGGAGCGCGCACGCACGCGCCUGACCCACGAGCUCGAGGACUCCCGGCUCGAGGCCGAGCGCGAGCGUUCCCACGCGCUGGAGCUCGAGGACGCCAACGCCGAGUUCAAGCAGCGCUUCGACCAGCUCGACAAGGACCAGCAGGAGCGCAGCCAGCGCAUUGCCGAGCUGAGCGAUGAAAAGUCGGGUCUGGAGAAGACCAUCGAGGAGCUGCGCGAGAAGCUGCAGGCCGAGGCCGUGGCCAGCGCGUCGGCCAUUGAGGUCAAGCAGCGCUGGGAGCAGCAGCACCAGGAGUUCCAGGAGUCGAUCCAGAAGGAGCUGGCGCAGAAGGACCAGGAGAGCGAGCAGGCGCGCCAGCAACUGCUGGCCGAAAUCGCCGAGCUGGGCAGCAAGCUCGACGAGCAGGCGAUUCUGCACGAGCGGCUGCAGCGUGAGAGCGAUGAGCGCGCCAGCGAGCUGGAGCGCGCACGCGAGUCGGCCGACCAGUCGACCAAGACGCGUGAUGCCGUCGAGCAGGCCAAGCGCGAGGCCGAAAUCCACGCCGAGUCCCUGCGCACCGCCGUGGCCGACUACAAGGCCACAGCCGCCCGCCAUGAGCAAAAGGCCACCCAGCUGCAGGACACCGUACGGUCCCGCGACCUCGAGCUGACGCAGCUCGGCCGCAAGCUGCAGCGCACCGAGCGCCGCCUCGAGGAAGUCAUGGCCCAGGCUGCCUACCACCUGGACGCCCGCAACCGCCUCGACUCAGAGAACGUCGAGCUGCGCGAGAAGCUCGAGCUGGCUCUGCGCGGCUCGCCCACUACGCGCGACCUCAGCAACGUCCCCGGCAAGCCCGCCGGCUCCGACGAGUCCAUGCGUGCUGCCCACCAGCAGAUCCAGGAGCUCGAGCAGUCGCGGCUGGCGCUCUCGGCGGCCCUGCGCACUGCGCAGCAGGACUUUGAGGACAAGCAGAGCGAGCUGGUGGACCUGGACCGCAGCUUCGGCGCCAUCCAGGACGAAAUGGCCGCCCAGCACGCCCAGCUGCUGACCGCCGAGCGCGAGCGCAACGAGGCGGUUGAAUCGCUAGCCAGCCUGAAAGAGCAGCUUGUGUCCGAGCGCUCCCUGCGCGGCAACAACGAGGAGCUGAGCAACGAGCUGAGCCAGCGGCUCGAGGAGAUGCGCGAGCGCCUGGCCAGCUACGAGUCGACUGUGCAGGAGGCCCAGGACCACAAGCGCUACGCCGACAAGGUCGUUGGCGGAGCCCGCGCCGAGACCCGCGAGCUGCGCGAGUCGCUGGAAGAGUCGCUGCGUGCCCGCAAUGCCGCCGAGGACCGCGUGCGGGAAAUGGAAGCCGACGCAUUGGCUCUGCAGGCGCGCAUUGACGAAAGCGCCCUGACCAUAGCCGAGCUGGAGCAGAUCCGUCGCGGGCUGCAGCACGAGCUGGACAACGUGUCGGAGCGGCACCGCGGGGACAUCGACGACCACGACCGGGUCAUGGAUGAGCUGCGCGCCAAGUACCAGGGCGAACUGGAGGACACCACGCGCGAGCUGGAGGCGAUCAAGAAAGACCACGUAGAUCUGCGCGAAGCCUACAUUUCCCUGGACAGCGACCUGGCGCUCAAGGCCCAGGAGCUGGACCGCGCAUCCGAGGAGGCGGUCGAGGCCAAGCGCGAGCUGAUGCGCGUCAUGGCCAAGCUCGAGGAAAUCGUGCCUGCCUAUGAGCACGCCCGCGAUACCGCCAAGCGGCUCGAGGACGAGCUGGCCACUGCCACGCGCUCCCUGGACUCGGCCGCCAUCCGCACCGCCGAAGCCGAGGCCCUGCGCGACGAAAUGCGUCUGGUCAAGGACAAGGUCGAGCAGCGCCUGGACGAGCUGCAGGACAAGUACAUUGAGGCCAGCCGCGGCCGCCAGACCGCCGAGAAGGCUGCCCUGCAGCUCGAGGACGAAGUCAAGUCGGCGCGCGCCAAGCUCUCCGAGAUCAACGAGGACCAGACGUCGGCCGAGGACCGUGUCACCCGGCUCGAUGCUGUCGUGGCCGACGCCCACCUGGCGCUGGACAAGGAGCGCGAAGCCAACACCAUGCUGACCAAGGAGAAGAACGCCCUGGAGAAGCAGAUCAAGGGGCUCAAGCUGCGCAUCGUCGAGCUCGAGGCCGAGGCCGUCGCUUUCCAUGCCAAGGGCAACAAGCGCUUCCAGCCCGUGCCUGCCGACCUGGCCUCUAAGCUCGAGGCCCAGGCGAAGCUGUCGCUUGAGGACCAGCAGAAGCUCAAGCAGAUGGAGCGCCAGAUCCGCGAGCUGCAGUUCCAGAUUGCCGAAAAAGACAUGGCCAAGCAGCGCAACGACAUUGACCUCCAGCGCAUGACCAACCGCAUCAAGCGCCUCGAGGAGCAGAUCCACGAGCUCGAGGAGACCGAGCAGCAGUUGACUGUCGCCAAGCACCGCCUUGAGCGCGAGCUCGGCUCCCUCCGCAGCCGCAAUGGCAGCCGCAAUGCCACACCAAACUAGUUUCUCUUCCAUUUUUUUUACAUACAUCCUAUUCCAUUGCCUUCAG
Linderina pennispora is the source of this 5072-nucleotide messenger RNA. RefSeq lists its product as uncharacterized. The record is from RefSeq and is a predicted model, not a curated record. Gene Ontology annotation, cellular component: myosin complex. Lineage: Eukaryota; Fungi; Kickxellomycota; Kickxellomycetes; Kickxellales; Kickxellaceae. The transcript has a single exon. Bases 8 to 5026 code for a protein of 1672 amino acids. Gene Ontology annotation, molecular function: cytoskeletal motor activity; protein binding; ATP binding.